Cavenderia fasciculata is the source of this 4272-nucleotide messenger RNA. RefSeq names its product putative non-transporter ABC protein (gene abcF4). The record is from RefSeq and is a predicted model, not a curated record. Lineage: Eukaryota; Evosea; Eumycetozoa; Acytosteliales; Cavenderiaceae. Bases 1 to 4272 code for a protein of 1423 amino acids. The transcript has 6 exons. Gene Ontology annotation, molecular function: ATP binding; ATP hydrolysis activity.
AUGGCAAAAAAGAAAGGAGGAAAACAUCAACAAGAUAGUGACGACGACUUUGUUGACCCAAUCGAAGCAGCCAUGAAAGCAGGUGGAGCUAAAGGAGGAGCCAAGGGAAAGAAGGCUGCGGCAGCUGACUCUGACGAAGACAACAUUCCUCAACCAGCUAAGAAGGGUGGCAACAAACAAGCAGCUGCUCAAAAGACAACACCACCAAAGAAGCAAGAGAGUGAAGACGAACAAGACGACGGUAUUCCUCAACCAGCUAAAAAGGGUGGAAAGAAAGACAACAAGAAAGGUGGAAAGAAACAACAACAACAACAAGACGAGUCUGAAGAUGAAGACGAUGGUAUUCCACAACCAGCUAAAAAGGGUGGUAACAAACAAGCAGCUGCUCAAAAGAAACCAGUUGUAGUAGAGUCUGAAGAAGAAGACGACGGUAUUCCUCAACCAGCUAAAAAGGGUGGAAAGAAAGACAACAAAAAGGGUGGAAAGAAACAACAACAACAUGAAUCAGAAGAUGAAGAUGAUGGUAUUCCACAACCAGCUAAAAAGGGUGGUAACAAACAAGCUGCUCAAAAGAAACCAGCUGCCGUCGUUGUAGAAUCUGAAGAAGAAGAGGAAGAAGAAAUCCCACAACCAGUCAAGAAGGGUGGAAAGAAGGACAACAAGAAACCAACACCAAAGAAACAAGAAUCUGAAGAUGAACAAGAGGAAGAAGAGGAAGAGGAUAUUCCACAACCAGUCAAGAAAGGUGGAAAGAAAGAUAACAAGAAAGGUGGAAAGAAACAAGUUGUAGUCGAAUCUGAAGAAGAAGAAGAAGAAGAGGAAGAAGAAGAAAUCCCACAACCAGUUAAAAAAGGUGGAAAGAAAGACAACAAGAAAGGUGGAAAGAAACAAGUUGUAGAAGAAGAAGAAGAAGAGGAAGAGGAGAUUCCACAACCAGUCAAAAAGGGUGGAAAGAAAGACAACAAAAAGGGUGGAAAGAAACAAGUCGUAGAAGAAGAACUUGAAGAAGAAGAGGAGGAAGUCAAACCAACCAAAAAAUCAUCUAAAAAGGAUAAAUUAUCAUCAAAGUUGUCAAAAUUGGAAAUUCAAGAAGAAGAAGAAGAAGAGGAAGAACUUGAAGAAGAAGAGGAACUUGAAGAUGAACCAAAAGUAUUAACAAUUGCAGAAGCAAAAGCAGCCAAAUUAGCCAAAAAGAAAGCCAAAUUGGAGAAAAAGAAAGAAAAGGCAAUUAAAAAGAGACAACAAGAUGAAGAUCCAAUCAUUGGUAAUGUACCAACUCAAGAGAUUGAUUAUGACAAUGUAGACAUUGACGAUGUACCAGGUCGUGAACCACCCGCCUAUGUACAUUUAAGAACCUCUGCCGGUCUUCGUAGCAACAUUGGUAAUGAUAUCAAGUUUGACAAGUUGACUCUUUCCGUACCAGGCAAGAUCCUUCUCCAAGACGCUUCACUCACCUUGGCCUAUGGUAAAAAGUAUGGUUUUGUUGGUAGAAAUGGUAUUGGUAAAUCAUGUCUUGUCAAAAAGAUUGCCUCUCGUGAUGAAAUCACCAUUGCCCCACAUCUCAGAGUACUCUAUGUCGAACAGGAAGUCGUUGGUGAUGAAAACACUCCACUCCAAUGUGUACUAAAGGCAGACUCUGAACGUGCAUGGUUGCUCGAAGAAGAAAAGAUUCUCACCGAAUUGGAUAGAACCAAUCCAAAUUGGCCAUAUGAACCAAGAGAAAAAAGAAAUUAUAAUCUUCGUGAUAUUUAUGAUAGAUUACGUGAAAUUGAAUCUGAUAAAGCUGCUCAUAGAGCAUCAACCAUUUUAGUAGGUUUAGGAUUUACAACUGAAGAAAUUGCAACUAAACCAAGUAAAGAUUACUCAGGAGGAUGGAGAAUGAGAAUUGCAUUGGCGAGAGCAUUGUUUUGUAAGCCUGAAGUAUUAUUGUUGGAUGAACCAUCGAAUCAUUUGGAUCUUCAUGCUUGUGUGUGGUUGGAAAAGUAUCUCUAUGCUUGGGAUCGUACCUUGUUGGUCGUAUCUCACGAAGCCACCUUUUUAAAUGAAGUUGUCGACAAUAUCAUUCACAUUCACGACCAACGUCUUGACCAAUACCGUGGCAAUUAUGACGCUUUCCUCAAGCAAAGAGAGGUGAUGGUCAGAACCAAGGACAAGGCCAUUGACAAGAUGGAGAGAAAGAUUAAAAAGGAAAAAGAGUUUAUUCAAAAGAACAAAAACAAUACUCAGGCCAAGAGUGCAUCGUCACGUCAGAAAAAGCUUGACAAGAUUGAAGUGGUCGUUGCUGAAAAGGAAGACAAGUCGUUGGUUGUCUCGUUCCCCGAUCCUGAAAAGCUCACCCCUCCUCUUUUACGUUUUGACAAUGUAUCGUUUGGUUAUCCAGGACGUCCAACCAUGUUUAGAAAUCUAGAGACUGGUGUUGACAUGGACAGCAAGAUUGCCCUGGUCGGAAUGAACGGUGUAGGCAAGAGUACUUUGAUGAAGCUCAUGAUGGGCGAUCUCCUCGAAACCGAAGGUUACAUUGAACGUUCGAGAAAGAUGCGUAUCGCUCGUUUCUCUCAACAUUUUGUCGAUCAACUCAACACUGACCAAACCCCGAUCGAAUACUUCCAAACCAAAUUUAGCAAUCCCCCAGUACAAGAGAUUCGUAACCAUCUUGGUCGUUUUGGUAUCUGCGGCAACUUGCCACUCCACAAGAUCACUACCCUUUCCGGUGGUCAAAAGUCUCGUGUCAUUUUAGCAGAACUUGCUUGGGCUCAACCACAUGUCCUCCUACUCGACGAACCUACCAAUCAUUUGGAUAUCGAUGCCAUCGAGGCCCUUGCGAUAGGUAUCAACGCCUUCCAAGGUGGUGUCGUCCUCAUCUCUCACAAUCAACAUCUUAUCAAUAUGGUUGCCAAUGAAAUUUGGGUCGUUAAAAAGGAUGGUACCGUCACCAAAUAUGAUGGUGACUUUAUGGAUUACAAAGAAGAAAUUUCAAGAGAAUUGGAUAAUAUGAGAGAACAGUUAUUCGCAAAAGCAUUUCUACCUGAAAGCAAUAUCAUCAAAUCACUUGAAAAUCAAUUACCUUUUAUUCACAAUGAAUUGAUUGUAAUAUUUAAUAUUGAAUUGGAUAAAAUAGAAAAUAAUGAUAUUACAAGGGUUAUAGUAAGGUCAGUGGAAGAAGUAGAGAACAACAAUCCGAUUAAUUUAUCAUUUCUACCACCAAUGACCAAUAACUUGGUGUAUGAUUGUAAUAGACCUAUAGUGGUUGGAUCGAUACCAUCUACGAUUAAAACACUUGAAUUUGGUACCCAUCAUAACAAGGAAAUCAAUGAUCCUUUACUCGUACCAUCUUCGGUGACCGAUUUGAUUCUUUCAAACUCUAUAGUGUCACCUGGUGCCAUUCCAUCAAGUGUUACCUCUCUCACAUUUGGACCUAGAUUCUACCAUGAAUUGGAACCAGGGUCAAUCCCAUCCAAACUAGAAUCACUAAAGUUUCUUCGAAGCAACUAUAGUAAACCAAUACCUGAUGGCGUGGUACCAGACACUGUACGUGUCAUUCAAGGUAUCGAUUUGGAUCAUCUAGAUGAAUACCCACCAAACUUGGAGAGACUAGUCAACAACUCUGAACAUUUUGUUCAUAUCCCAUCCUUUCCCAAUUCACUCACUCAUCUCGACAUUUCACAAUGGCAAACAGAACCAACCCAACAAUGGAAACAAAUGAUUGUCACUACUCAAAUCACUCAUUUAAAAGUUUACAAUUAUGAACAUCAUAUGAAUAGUUUACCCUCAACUCUUACUCAUUUAAAAAUUCUUUAUGAAAAAAUGAAUAAUCCAAAUAUUAGAUUCCCAAAUAACUUAAAAAAUCUAAGUGUAUUUAGAUUUGAUAUUCCAGUUUACGUUGGAUUAUUUCCAGAGAGUUUAGAAAGUUUUACUUUUAUAGAUUCUUGUUGGUUAUUGCAAAAGGAUAUUUCGGCAGAUGUACUGCCUAGGUCAUGCAAAUUGAUAUCAAGUAAUAUGUUUGGUUAUUCACAUAAUUUGGAAUGGAUUGUUAGAAACAAAAGAUCAUUCUCGAUCAAUUGGAAUGUCAAAAAUGAAAAGAUUGAUUUUAGAUUCAUAAAUCAAGAUGAUGACACUGUCGUUUUUAUUGGUCAAAACUACUUUUUUGGAGGUAUCACAACUAUUUCUAGAUUGUUGAAGAUUGAAAAAGAAGGAUCCCCAUUUCAUCUAUUUAACAAGAUUAUGUAUCAAGAAUUUAAUGAAAUAUUUGGAAGAGAAGAAAUAAAAGGUUAA